GCCAGAAGGGAAUUUCAGUUUUCAAGCCUGGACAGGAAACCUGCUCACUCAACCGUACAAACAGACAAGCGCCCCAUAUACAGUCGUACACUGACGGGAAGCUAGGCUUAAGAACACACUACUGUUGGGCUGCAGAGAUGCAAAACAGCAAAUUUCACCGAUGGAGAACUGUUGCAUUUACUGAAGAGAAGCAACAACAAGACCGGUGAAGACAAGAAACCCCUUAAAAACUCCAGGACAAAGACUGCAGAGUGAUAUGGCCGACCUUGUGCCAGGACUACUCCUCUGUCUGAUGGCAGUGCAGACCAUUCAGCAUGACGGACAAAGCACCAGGAACAAAACAGAUAUUCCACCUGCAGCCCCGAAAACCUUCAAAGGGAGUCUGAGCAAAUUUAACCAUACAAUCCGGCUGCCAAACCCAGAGCUGGAGGUGAACUUGGCGGACCCAGUGACAGCCUUCACCUCAGGGGUCCUCAGCACCAGGGUCAUACCCUCAGCAUAUAUCGUGGCCAUGCUGGUGGGUAUCCCCUCUAACGCCUACAUUCUGGCCUUCCUCAGACUCAGAGCAAAGUCCUUCUCCAUAGUCGUCCUUUACCUGAACCUGGCCCUGUCCGACCUGCUGCUGCUGCUCUCCCUGGCGCUGCGGGUUCACUACCACUUCAACGGGAAUGACUGGAUAUUUGGGGAAAUGUCCUGCAGGCUUAUCACAGCUCUGUUUUAUGGCAAUGUUUACAGUUCGGCUCAAACUAUAGCAUGCAUCAGUCUGAAGCGCUACCUGGCUGUGGUCAGACCGUUUCUGUACAGAAGGCUGGCUAAGACUUCACUGGCGGUGUGGACCUGCUUGGCUGUCUGGUUCUUAUUCGGGGCAGCUAUCGUGCCUGAGCUCCUGGUCAGGCAGACCUACCAGGUGGCCCAGCUGGGAGUCACCACCUGCCAUGAUGUUCUUCCUGUAGAAGAAAAAACCCAUUCUCCUCUUGUCCCAUACAGACUGAUGCUGAUUUGUCUGGGCUUCCUGUUGCCCUUCCUAAUUUGUAUCUAUGCACAUGUGUCAGUGGUGUACCACCUGGGACAAUCCCGUUGUGACUGGAAACCGUUUAUCAGAGUCAGCACGAUAGUUUUCAUCAUCUUUGCUGUGUGUUUCUUGCCUAGCGGCAUCCUGCACAUCGCCCACUACAUCCGUCUGUUUUCCUUGGGGGACGACAGACUGUACGGAUACUACAGAGUAGCGGUGUGUCUCUGCUGUUUCCACAGUUGUCUGGAUCCCUUCCUGUGUAUGCUCAUUUCCAAGAUGGCAGCCUCAGAACUACAGUUCAUCUCCCUCCCCAAGAUAUCUCAGAGGCAGACUGUUAUGACGUGAGACUGGAUGUGUGUGCACAGAAAAAGCUUUUCCUUUCUGGACCAUUGUUGGGAACCAGCAGGGAAGCACAAGUCCAGAAACAAAGACUGCAAAACUGGACAAUGUGAAUUUAACAUGUGAUACUGCAGUCUCUGUGAAAAACAACACCAGGCUCUGUGAAAUCAAUUCAGGGAAAGUAAGGAUCAUGAAGGGAACAUUAAGACUGUGAAUCCUGUAUGAGCCAGUCAUCAAGCCAUGAUUACAGCAAUAAUCUUUCCUCUUUGCCGUGUUACAAGUCAGAGUUAAAUACCAAAACCCGUUAAUUAUACAAACAUUUACUCUUACCCUUCAAGUUGUAAUUACAUGUAUAAUAUGUACAGAAAAUCUCAAUCAAAAUGAAGCUAUUCAGAUUUAUAAUGAUGCAGUAAUGUAAAACUAAGCCAUGUCAGGGAUAAGAAGCUGCUGUGCAAAUCCAAUAACUCUAAUUGGAGUUCUCUCUAAUAAAUUAAAAGCCGUAAUGAGUAGGAAUUUUCUAAAACACAGUUUAUUAAUUAUUAUUAAUCGUAAAUCAGUUUGAACAUAAGAUAUACUGUCUUUUAAACUGAAUAAAUGUCACAAAGGAUUAGCACAUUAUUAUAUUUAGUUUUAUUCAUAUUUUAGACAACUGUUUUCGGAGUUGGUGCUGUAGGUGCUGUUGAGCCGCGGAGGAGAGGCCAACCUUUAUUGUUUUGAUUAUGAACAGGCAAAUCCUGCUCAUUUAGCCUUUUGACUCAAUUUAAAAAGGCACAUUACCUGGCAGAGGAGUUGUUUGGUAUAUUGUAGGACAUCAUGGUAGUGUUUGGCUGUGGCUGGGUUCACUCCCGUCAACUUGGCUGUAGGGAGGAGCAGCGCUGCAAGUGUCUGCUGAUGGUCACCUGAGUUAAGCGCCUCAUUGAUCUCAGCGAUAGCUAUGAUGCCUGAAAGAAAAAGACAAGAACCAUUUGAAACUUCUGUUAAGGUAUUUCAUUUUGUUUUUAAAAUACUUAAUUGUGGGACCACAUCUAAAAUAAAACAUUUCUAAGGUUUGAAACCACUGGCUUUAAAGAAAAAAAAAACAUGA
Molecule: messenger RNA, 2435 nt
Organism: Centropristis striata (black sea bass)
Lineage: Eukaryota; Metazoa; Chordata; Actinopteri; Perciformes; Serranidae
Gene: f2rl2
Product: coagulation factor II (thrombin) receptor-like 2
Exons: 2
Coding region: 257-1357 (366 amino acids)
Biological process (GO): phospholipase C-activating G protein-coupled receptor signaling pathway; positive regulation of Rho protein signal transduction; blood coagulation
Cellular component (GO): membrane
Molecular function (GO): thrombin-activated receptor activity
Source: RefSeq, a predicted model, not a curated record